This is a messenger RNA of Colletotrichum scovillei, 3117 nucleotides long. RefSeq names its product tetraspanin. Lineage: Eukaryota; Fungi; Ascomycota; Sordariomycetes; Glomerellales; Glomerellaceae. The transcript is spliced from 3 exons. The record is from RefSeq and is a predicted model, not a curated record. The coding region runs from base 885 to 1559 and encodes 224 amino acids.
GCAAUGGGCUGGUCCCAAGGUGUUUCUGGUGCGUUUCUCAUCCUCGCGUCUGCUGUUCGAGCCUUCAAAGACGGACGAGGGGCCCUGACCGCCCGCCAAUAAGGUACCUAAGGUAAGACUAAUGUAUGGAUACGUAACCAAGUAACCGCUCUCUCUCGAGUAGUCUCGAGUCUCGAUACAGCGCCCCCUCGCCUGACUGAUUGAAUCUGGCGAUUCCCCUCUGGGGUCUCCCUUGCCUACACAGGUCUCGUCCGAGACAGUAUUGUGGACCCCCCUUACCGGCUGCUCUCCCGCUCCACCGCCCACGUCCCAUUCUCUCAUGGACCCAGUGGAGAGAGAGACUCAGACCUCGUCUCUGUUGCACUACGAGGCAUCUCUUCUCCUCUCCUCCCACUCCUCAGUGCUGUAGUCGGGUUUUGUCAUCUGGAGGGUGAUUUUCGGUCCAUCUUCACGUUCUUCUGUACAAUCGUUCACUCCAACCUUAUUCCCUUCUUCGCGACGGCUUCGUCGACUUCUCUCUUUUCAAAAACCCUUCCUUCUCGUGUGCUCGUCCCCGCUGGGUGGUGGAGGUUCCGUUACAUUUUUGCUGGUCGAAGACAGUCCUUACCCACCGACACCAGCGAUACCGACGACACCGACGAACGCAUACCCGCCGAUUUUCCCCCUACCGAUCACCAAAUUAUAGACACCAAGAGACGCCGGACGUCAAAAUCAAACAUCAAUCUUUAAAUCGCAAAAUCUAAAAACUAUUUCCAAAAAAGAGGAGGAUUCUUCGGAAGAAAAAAGAGGAGGAAUUGCAGCACAAAGGAGCAGCCAAGUCUCUCCGAGCGACAUCUUGGUUCUCGGGUCUCUAGGCUGCUCGGUUUCAUCGAAAAGCUUCAGCCAUGGCGAACAAAGUGCUCAUGACCUUCGUGGUCGCCGACAUCGUCUUCGUCAUCACCGGUGCUCUGCUUCUGGGUUUCACCCUCAUCAACCAGAACCUCAUCAAGGAGGCGCCCACGGAAGGAACCGAGGCUGUUAUGCGCUUGCUCACGGCCCAAUUCCCACUGACAGCCGGUAUUGCCAAUGCCGUCUUCAUCUUCGUUACCUUCCUCUCCACCAUCCCCGGAAUGAUCACGCCGACUCGUGGCUGGCUCAAGAUCUCGGGCUACCUGACCACCUUCUGCGGCCUCUUCAGUCUGAUUCUUGGUGUUUACCUUUGGGUUCUUACUCUCACCACCAAGAACGACUUUGGCAAGACGUGGAACGUCCAGGACCCUCGUGUUCAGGAGCUCAUGCAGACUGCUUUCAAAUGCUGCGGAUACUUCAACAGCACUUCGCCCGCCUUCGUCACCGACGCUCAGUGCCCGAGUCCCGCCGCCGCCGCCCUGCAGCGCGGUUGCGCAACCCCGAUCACGAGUUUCGCCAACAUCUUCGUCGACAACAUCUUCACUGCCGUCUUCGGUAUGGUCGGUAUUGACGCCAUGCUCAUUGUCACCAUCGCCAUGCUGCUCAAGGAUCGCAAGGAGCGCGAACGUUACCGCCACAUUGACGAGAAGGCUGGUUACCGCGGUUUCUAAGCCGGCGGCUCAGCUUUGGUUGUUCAGGGCAAAAGAAGCCGCUGGCUCGAGUUGGCGCUCAUUCUCUGUCGUCUGUCUCUCGCUCGGAAAGCCAGCCUCUUCUCGGGAACUCCUUUUCUCUUUUGCGUGUGGCAAAUCGGGAGCAAGCAACUGUUUGUGGUCUCCUUUCCUUCGGACCGGGGAAAAGACUGAAUCGCCUCACCCCCGCCGCGGCCAUUGAUUGGUCUUAAUCUUGUUCCAAUUUUCUUUAGACAAAGUGGACAGGCAGAAUCAAUAACUUGACCCCUUCUCUUUUUCUGCGUUCCGCAGAAGCCCCUCGAUCUUCUUCUCUGUUACGAGGAGACACCGGGGUGGUGUACGAAUCUUAACGCAUGGAAACGAAUUUUCGGACGGAGAUAGUCGAAGCGACAGGUCUUUUUUUGUGUGACGGCCAACAUCUCUCUUACCUCUCUCUCUCUCUCUCUCUCAAAGCCUUCCUUACCGACGAACCCCCUUCUUUCUUGUUUGUGCGGACACCAUAUAUAGAUUUUUAGUGUUGAUUAUCUCUGUUCUGUAAAAAAGGGGGGAACUUGCCCUGAAAGCAGUACCUGUUUUUUCAAACUCUCUCUUCGCUCGUUCGAUGGUUAGUGACCGGUGACUGAACAUGUGGACUCGAGUGAAAUCGAUGGGAGGGCGUGAGAUGUGUAAGAAUAGGGGGAGGCUCAGCUCCUCAUGUCGACAAGGACGGUUUAUGCUGUGAUCAUAUUCCAGGACGGAGGGAGAUGCGUGUGUGCAUAUAUAUAACAAUUUCGGUAGUCCAUUCUAGUGUGAGUACGCCACUAUGCGCCGGAUCUAUUUGUGACAUGAACGACGUUGUACAUUGGGAUAGGCCAAGGGCCCAAUCUAUUUGUUUGCAGCCCUCACGGAUUGAAAUAAACAAGAUUGACGAUCAUGGUAGGUGAACCACAGAUGGCAUGUGCCAGAUUGACUGGCCUACGGACAGAGUGUCGUACGGAGACGGGGGGGAUUGGAGGAGCUGGAAAUAGAAGAACUCUUGGGGUGUAUAGUGUAAACACGCCAAGCGAAACCCUGUUGAGCCCGUAUGGCGGAGGAAGGGAAAGAGGCCGGUUGAGGAUUUUGGGAGCUGGGUUGAAUGGGAUCAAGCACCUGGUAGGAGGUUGACGGACGAGAGACACUAUGAUGGAAGGGAGGGAAGGCAUAGAGAGGGCGGACGUAAUGUGACUCCACAAUGUAGAUGGAACGAGAUAAACGAGCUGGAUCAUCUACCCGGAUCAACGGCGGGCAGGGGGGCGGCAACGGCCACCACCUUCAACGACACCAGUUUACAACUCUGACUCGGCAUGGAGUACCGCGUCACCCGUCAACAUCUAUCUCAAUAAUACGCGGCUUGGGGUGAUGGUCUUGUCUGUCUAUUGCUGCGAAGCCGAGUAUCCGAGUUUUGUAUCCGUGUGAAUGGGAGAAUGGGCGCGGCGACUAUUUGGGAUGCAUGAUGUCUGUGGAAAUGUCGUGUCAAGUAGAGCCGAUCCGGUUUUCUCUCUCUCUCUCUCUCUCUCUCUCU